UGCAAUUUAAUAGAAACGAACAUGCUUUAAGAGAGCUCAAGUCCUCUCACACUCGCGCACGAAACUCAUAGUCAUAGCCCUCGGCCUAGUGUCAAGCGAAGCGGAUUUCGAGUGUCCUUCAAGGAUCCGGAGAAACUGAAUAAUGGGUUUGAAGGAGGAUUUUGAGGAGCAUGCCGAGAAAGCUAAGACCUUACCGGAGAAUACUACCAAUGAAAACAAGCUUAUUCUGUAUGGACUUUUCAAGCAAGCCACAGUUGGACCAGUGAACACUAGUCGCCCAGGUAUCUUCAACAUGAGGGAUAGAGCAAAGUGGGAUGCAUGGAAGGCUGUUGAAGGAAAAUCAAAAGAGGAAGCAAUGGGUGACUAUAUUACCAAAGUGAAACAGUUGCUGGAAGAAGCUGCUGCUUCAGCUUGAUGUUGAAUUUGUGUGUUUCUUCGUCAUGACUUUGUCUGUUCUGUAUGUUUGGAUCGGGUACGAUAGGGUUUAGUGGGCAUGUCUUUACUAUUGGACACCAAUGGUUUUGCGUUCCAAGGCUUCUUGUGGCUAAAUUUAUGACUCUACUAAGUGAAUUUCCGUCCUGGAUUAUGAGUUCAUCAGAGUUUCAUUUUGUUACCUCAA
This is a messenger RNA of Diospyros lotus (date-plum), 619 nucleotides long. RefSeq names its product acyl-CoA-binding protein. Bases 143 to 415 code for a protein of 90 amino acids. Gene Ontology annotation, biological process: fatty acid metabolic process. The transcript is spliced from 4 exons. Gene Ontology annotation, molecular function: fatty-acyl-CoA binding. The record is from RefSeq and is a predicted model, not a curated record. NCBI's taxonomy places the organism in Eukaryota, Viridiplantae, Streptophyta, Magnoliopsida, Ericales, Ebenaceae.